UCGCGGUCCGGGUCGCCGCCCUCCGCUGCGCCCGACGGUUCCGCCUCAGCCGCCGCCGCCUCCCGGCCCCCACCAUGGUGCUGGAGUCGGUGGUCGCCGACCUGCUCAACCGCUUCCUGGGGGACUAUGUGGAGAACCUGAACAAGUCGCAGCUGAAGCUGGGGAUCUGGGGCGGAAAUGUGGCUUUAGAUAAUCUGCAGAUAAAAGAAAAUGCUCUGAGUGAAUUGGAUGUUCCUUUUAAAGUCAAGGCUGGCCAAAUUGAUAAGUUAACGCUGAAGAUUCCUUGGAAGAACCUCUAUGGAGAAGCCGUUGUUGCCACUCUGGAGGGUUUAUACCUGCUUGUUGUCCCUGGAGCAAGUAUUAAGUAUGAUGCUGAGAAAGAAGAAAAAUCCUUGCAAGACACUAAGCAAAAAGAGUUAUCCCGAAUUGAAGAAGCCCUUCAAAAAGCAGCAGAGAAAGGCGCACAUUCAGGGGAGUUCAUAUAUGGCUUGGAGAGCUUUGUUUACAAGGACUUUAAGCCUGGACGUAAACGUAAAAAGCACAAAAAACAUUUUAAGAAACGUUUUAAAGGCUCAAAAGAUAAACCAAAAGAAGUCAAAAAGGAUACAUUUUUGGAAAAAUUGGCAACUCAAGUAAUUAAAAAUGUACAAGUAAAGAUCACAGAUAUUCACAUUAAAUAUGAAGAUGAUGUCACCGACCCACAGCGACCUCUUUCAUUUGGUGUCACAUUGAGAGAGUUUAGUCUUUUGACUACAAAUGAACAUUGGACCCCAUGUAUAUUAAAUGAAACAGAAAAAAUUAUAUACAAGCUCAUACGACUUGAUAGUCUGAGUGCCUACUGGAAUGUGAAUUGCUGCAUGUCCUACGAGGGACCCAGGGAGCAGAUCUUGGAUCGGCUGAAAAGUGAAAUUCUUAAGAGUGGCAGUGUAUCUCCAGAUCAUCAAUAUAUUUUUCAGCCAAUAUCAGCCUCUGCAAAACUCUUCAUGAAUCCUAACGCGGAAACAGAGCUCAGAACCCCGAAGCUUGAUGGGAACAUAGAAGUACAGAAUAUUGCCAUCGAGCUGACCAAGCCUCAGUACUUAAGUAUGAUCGAUCUUUUGGAGUCAGUGGAUUAUAUGGUUAGAAACGCCCCUUACAGAAAAUACAAGCCUUAUUUACCACUUCACAAUAAUGGUCGACAGUGGUGGAAAUAUGCCAUUGAUUCUGUUCUUGAAGUUCAUAUAAGAAGAUAUACACGGAUGUGGUCGUGGAGUAAUAUAAAAAAACACAGACAGUUGCUCAAGAAUUAUAAAAGUACCUACAAAAACAAGCUGACUCAGGCAAAGCUUUCAGAAGAAACUCAGAAACAAAUUCAGGAUUUGGAGAAGAAUCUAGAUGUUUUUAACAUAAUUUUAGCCAGGCAACAAGCACAAGUGGAGGUGAUACGAUCUGGGCAAAAAUUACGAAAAAAAUCAACUGACACAAGUGAGAAACGUGGCUGGUUUAGUGGAUUUUGGGGAAAGAAGGAAUCUAAGAAAAAAGAUGAGGAAUCUUUGAUACCUGAAACUAUUGAUGACCUUAUGACUUCAGAGGAGAAAGAUAAGCUCUUCACGGCUAUUGGCUAUAGUGAGAGUACCCAUAAUCUGACUUUACCCAAGGAGUAUGUUGCUCAUAUAAUGACGUUGAAGUUAUUAAGUACCUCUGUUACAAUAAGAGAAAACAAAAAUAUUCCAGAAAUACUGAAAGUUCAAAUCAUUGGCCUGGGUACUCAGGUAUCUCAGCGACCAGGAGCACAAGCCCUUAGGGUAGAAGCGAAGUUAGAACACUGGUACAUAACAGGCCUGAAGCAGCAGAAUAUUGUACCAUCACUUGUGGCUUCAAUUGGUGACCGUGCAUCAUCGCUGCUGAAAAUUGAAUUUGAAACCAGCCCAGAGAAUAGCACUGCUGACCAGUCUCUGGUGGUCGAGUCCCAGCCUGUGGAGGUCAUUUAUGAUGCUAAAACCAUCAAUGCAGUGGUUGAAUUCUUUCAGUCGAAUAAGGGAUUAGAUCUUGAACAAAUAACAUCAGCUACAUUAAUGAAGCUGGAAGAAAUUAAAGAGAAGACUGCGACAGGGCUUACACAUAUGAUUGAAACUCGAAAAGUCCUUGAUUUAAGAAUAAAUUUAAAGCCUUCUUAUCUAAUAGUCCCAAAGACAGGUUUUCACCAGGACAAGUCUGAUCUUCUCAUUUUGAAUUUUGGUACAUUUCGGCUCAACAGUAAAGAUCAAGACUUGCAGAAUACUAGUAAUUCAUCUCUUGAAGAACUAAUGGAUAAGGCAUAUGAUAAGUUUGAUGUGGAAAUAAAAAGUGUGCAACUCCUCUUUGCAAGAGCAGAGGAAGACUGGAAAAAAUGCCGAUUUCAGCACCCAUCCACUAUGCAUAUAUUGCAGCCCAUGGAUAUUCAUGUCGAGCUGGCCAAGGCAAUGGUAGAGAAAGAUGCCAGAAUGGCCAGAUUCAAAGUCUCAGGAGGACUUCCUUUGAUGCAUGUGAGAAUUUCUGAUCAGAAGAUGAGAGAUGUGCUAUGUUUGAUUAACAGUAUUCCCUUGCCACAGAAAUCAUCCGAAAAGUCUCCAGAGAGGCAGGUUGCCACAAUUCCUGUUAUUUCCAGUAAGACAAAAGGCCUGCUGGGUGCUUCACUGUUGCUGGAUGGAAUAGAGUCGGAGUCUGAUGAUGAGUAUUUUGAUGCUGAGGACGGAGAGACUCACAUUGGUGGAAAAAACACAAAGGGGUCAGAGCUGAAGAAAGCCCCAGAGGCCCCUAGUGAGGAGCUUAUCAAUCUUCUGUUAAAGUUUGAAGUUAAAGAGGUGAUUUUAGAAUUUACUAAACAACAGAAAGAAGAAGAAACAAUUCUAGUAUUUAAUGUUGCUCAGUUAGGAACAGAGGCGACUGUGAGAACAUUUGAUUUAACGGCAGUAUCUUAUUUAAAGAAAAUCAGCUUGGAUUACCAUGAAAUUCAAGGAUCCAAAAAGAAGCCUCUUCACUUGAUUAGCUCUUCUGACAAACCUGGAUUAGAUUUAUUGAAAGUGGAGUAUAUUAAGGCUGAUAAGAAUGGACCUAGUUUUCAAACUACUUUUGAAAAAACUGAGCAAACACUUAAGGUGGCUUUUUCAUCUUUAAAUUUGUUACUGCAAACACAAGCUCUUCUCUCAUCAAUUAACUACCUGACAGCCAUUGUUCCAUCACAUGUUCAAGACGUAGAUGAUGCCAAGGAAGUGCAGAUUUCAGUUGGCAAGCAACCAAAAACUUCACCCCUGCAGAAAGUGAUUGUUUCCUCUAAAGAUAGUGACAUUAUUGACUUCAAGCUCUUUGCCAAGUUGAAUGCUUUCUGUGUCUUUGUUUGUGAUGAGAAGAACAAUAUUGCUGAAAUCAAGAUUCAAGGCCUUGAUUCCUCUCUUUCUCUUCAGUCAAAAAAACAAUCCCUUUUUGCCAGACUGGAGAAUAUUAUUGUCACAGAUGUUGAUCCUAAGACUGUUCAUAAAAAGGCGGUGUCAAUAAUGGGGAAUGAAGUGUUCCGAUUUCACCUGGAUUUGUAUCCGGAUGCCACCGAGGGGGCUUCCUACACGGACAUGUCCAAGGUGGACUGCAUGGUGUCCCUGCAAGUCGGCUGCAUCCAGAUCGUCUACGUCCAGAAAUUCCUCCACUCACUUCUGAACUUCCUGAACAACUUCCAGACGGCCAAAGCGGCGGUGGGCGCUGCCACCGCGCAGGCUGCUGAGCGAGCUGCCAGCAGUGUGCGAGGCCUGGCCCAGAGGAGCUUCCGCGCGGCCAUCGCCGUGGACCUCAAGGCGCCCGUUCUGGUCAUCCCGCGGUCAUCCGUCUCCACGGACGCAGUCGUGGUAGACCUUGGCCUGAUCCGGGUUAAGAACCACUUCCAGCUGGUGCCCGGGGAGGGCGAGGUGAACCCGCCGGUGAUUGACAGGAUGGACGUGCAGCUGACCGAACUCACUCUCUCCAGGACGGUAAUUCAGCCUGGUGUCUCCCAGCCUGACAUUCAGCUAUUACAGCCAAUUAACUUGGAGUUUUCUGUAAGUCGGAAUCUAGCUGCUUCAUGGUACCACAAAGUCCCUGUUGUGGAGAUUAAGGGACAUCUUGAGUCAAUGAAUGUUAUUCUAACUCAAGAAGAUCUUAAUCUUUUAUUUAAAAUAUUAGCAGAAAAUCUUGGUGAGGCUACUGAAGACACAAAUAAAGCAAAGCCAGGGUUCCAGAAGACAGGUCAAACUAAAGAGCUCCUCGAAAUAUCUGCAUUACAAGAUGUACAUGCUUCACAAGAUGCAUUAACAGGUGGAGUGGAAGAAGUUAAAUCUGUAGACAUCAUUAAUAUUCUUUUGAAUUUUGAAAUCAAAGUGGUCGUACUUACUCUGAUGAGGAAAGCAGAAGGCAAAGGAAGGCCUGUGCAUGAGCUAAAUGUCCUGCAACUUGGAGUGGAAGCUAGGGCUAAAGCCUCUGACCUGACAGCUCAGGCUUAUCUGAAAAAAGUUAGCAUGAAAUGCUUUGAGUUUACUGAUGCAAAAGGAGAACCUCUUCACAUUAUUAACUCUUCUAAUGUGACUGAUGAACCCCUUCUGAAAAUGUUGUUCACCAAGGCAGACAGUGACGGACCAGAGUUUAAAACUGUUCAUGAAAACACCAAACAGAGACUGAAGGUGUCAUUUUCAUCAUUAGACUUGGUACUUCACUUGGAAGCUUUGUUGUCAUUCAUGGACUUUGUGUCAUUUGCGGUCCCAUCCUCCGGGCCGGCUGAGAAGGAGCCUGACUUGAAGCAUGUUGUGGGGGAGUCCAGCAGUGCCCUUGUCCACACCGUAUCUAGCAGCUCAUCUCAAGAUGAUGUGUUUGAUUUAAAAAUCAUAGCUGAAUUAAAUUCAUUCAAUAUCUUUGUCUGUGAUCAGAAGUGUAAUAUUGCUGAUAUUAAAAUACAUGGCAUGGAUGCUUCAAUUUCGGUGAAGCCCAAGGAGACUGAUGUGUUUGCCAGACUUAAGGAUAUCAUAGUUAAAAAUGUUGACUUAGCGUCCAUUCACAAAAAGGCUGUCUCUAUUUUGGGAGAUGAAGUUUUUAGGUUCCAAAUGACCCUUUAUCCUCAAGCCACGGAAGGAAAGGCCUAUGCUGACAUGUCUAAAGUAGAUGGCAAGCUUAGUCUCAAAGUGGGUUGUAUUCAGAUUGUUUAUGUUCAUAAAUUCUUCAUGUCUCUUUUGAACUUCCUCAACAAUUUCCAAGCUGCCAAAGAAGCUCUGAGCUCGGCCACAGCGCAGGCUGCUGAGAGAGCCGCCUCCGGCAUGAGAGACUUGGCUCAGAAGAGCUUCCGUCUUUCCAUGGACGUUGACUUGAAGGCACCAGUGAUCAUUGUCCCUCAGUCCUCAGUGUCACCUAAUGCCAUUAUAGCAGAUCUGGGUUUGAUCAGAGUCGAGAACAAAUUUAGCUUAGUUCCUGUGGAACGUGAUUCUCUUCCACCAGUCAUUGACAAAAUGAACAUACAACUUACUCAGUUGAAGCUGUCCAGGACAAUAUUGCAGGCCACCUUGCCACAACACGACGUUGAGAUUUUGAAACCAGUCAACAUGCUUUUGUCUGUACAGCGAAACUUAGCAGCGGCGUGGUAUGUGCAGAUCCCAGGGAUGGAGAUAAAAGGGAAGCUACAACCUAUGCAAGUUGCUCUCAGUGAAGAUGACCUAACAGUUUUAAUGAAAAUUUUGCUGGAAAAUCUUGGAGAAGCAUCUUCACAGCCAAGCCCCACGCAACCCACCCACGAGGCUGGGAGAGUAAGAAAAGAUGUUCUGAGUAGAUCUGAUCACCUCAAAGAACAAGAUCUGGCAGACUCUUCACUCUCCAUGAUUCAGAGUGUUACUCUCCACUUUGACUUUCAUAUUGAAUCGCUUUCCGUUAUCCUCUAUAAUAAUGAUAGUCACCAGGAGUCCAAACUUGCGUUUCACAAUGAUAGUUUCCGAAUUGGUGAACUCAGACUACAUCUUCUGGCCUCCACUGGGAAAAUGUUUAAGGAUGGGUCAGUGAGUAUCAGCUUGAAACUGAAGACCUGCACCCUAGAUGAUCUCCGAGAAGGCAUUGAGAGAGUGACAUCAAGAAUGAUUGAUAAGAAGAAUGACCAAGAUAAUAAUAAUUCUAUGAUUGAUAUAAAUUACAAGCAGGACAAAAAUGGAAGUCAUAUUGAUGCUGUUCUUGACAAGCUGUAUGUAUGUGCGAGUGUGGAAUUUCUGAUGACCGUGGCAGAUUUCUUUAUCAAAGCUGUCCCUCAGAGUCCAGAAAACCCAACAAGGGAAGUUCAGAUUCCACUCCGACAGACUGCCACAGCAAAAAUCAAGACCGAAAAAGAUGACUCUGUCAGGCCAAAUAUGACUUUGAAGGCCAAGGUCACAGACCCAGAAGUGGUAUUUGUUGCCAAUUUGACAAAGGCUGAUGCACCUGCCCUCUCGGCUUCCUUCCAGUGCAACCUCUCCCUGUCAACAUCCAAACUCGAGCAGAUGAUGGAGGCCUCUGUGAGGGACCUUAAAGUGCUCGCCUGCCCUUUUCUCCGAGAAAAGAGGGGCAAAAGCGUUACAACAGUCUUACAGCCCUGCUCUUUAUUUAUGGAGAAAUGUGCCUGGACUUCAGGAAAACAAAAUAUAAAUAUUAAAAUUGAAGAAUUUAUAGUUAAGAUUUCACCCAUAAUUCUUAACACUGUGAUGACAAUUAUGGCUGCUAUGUCUCCAAAGACAAAAGAAGACGAAUCCAAAGAUACAUCCAAGGAAAUGGAAAAUCUCUGGGGAAUCAAAUCUAUUAAUGAUUAUAAUUCGUGGUUUCUUGGUGUUGAUAUGGCAACAGAAAUAACUGAAAACUUCAGGGACACGGAACAGAAAUUGAUCGAAGAAAAUUGUGCUUUUACUAUGGAAUCAGUUCAAGUAACCCUAGAGUGUGGCCUUGGACACCGAACUAUACCAUUGUUAUUGGCAGAGUCGAAGCUCUCGGGAACUGUUAAAAACUGGACUUCACUCAUGGCUGCUGCUGCACACAUGACACUGGAGGUCCAUUACUACAAUGAAGUCCAUGCUGUUUGGGAGCCACUGAUUGAAAGAGUGGCAGGGAAGAGACAGUGGAAUUUAACACUUAAUGUGAAAAAGAACCCAGUCCAGGACAAAGGUUUGAUGCCUGGAGAUGAUUUUAUUUAUCUUCCUGAGCCACAAACAGCCGUUCAUAUUUCUUCAGGAGAUACAAUGAAUAUAACAAUAUCCAAAAGUUGCCUUAAUGUCUUCAGCAAUUUAGCAAAAGGCUUCUCUGAGGGCACUGCCACAACCUUUGACUACUCUUUGAAGGACAAGGCCCCCUUCACUGUCCGAAAUGCUUUGGGCGUUCCCGUGAAGGUCCAGCCGAACCACAAUCUCAGGGUCAUGGGUUCUCUGGAGAAAUGUGAUCUUUAUGACAUGGAUGCUGGUCAGACCCUGGAGCUGGAGUAUGCCAGUCUAGAACCUUCCAGUCCAGGGAAGCGAUCCAUGCUGAGCCGCCAGGAAAGCACCUUCUUCACUCUGACCUUUGUGCCUCAUGGAUACACAGAAGUAGCAAAAGUCCCUGUUUCGAGACCUGGACGGCAGCUGUAUAAUGUACGAAACCCCAGUGCGACCCAUUCUGACUCAGUCUUGGUGCAGAUUGAUGCAACCGAAGGGAAUAAAGUGAUUACCUUGCGUUCUCCUCUGCAGAUUAAAAAUCAUUUCUCUAUUGCGUUUAAAAUUUAUAAAUAUGUAAAGACUGUUAAGCUCUUGGAGUGCAUUGGAGUUGCCAGACCUGAGGAAGAAUUUCAUGUUCCCUUAGAUUCUUAUAGGUGUCAGCUGUUCAUCCAGCCGGCUGCUGGCUUGGAGAAGCAGUACAAGGAGUCCACCACCUACAUUUCCUGGAGGGAGCAGUUGCACAGGAGCGAGGAGGUCAGGUGCAUGCUCCAGUGUCCAGCUGUGACCGUCAACUACUUACCUCUCAUCGUGAACACCGUCGCUCAGCCCGAUGAGCUCAGCUACAUCUGUACACACGGGGAGGAGUGGGACCCCGCCUACGUCAUCCAUCUCCACCCUCCCCUCACCCUGCGCAAUCUCCUCCCUUACUCACUCAGAUACUUACUGGAGGGAACAGCAGAAACUCAUGAGCUGGCAGAAGGCAGUGUGGCUGAUGUCCUGCAUUCACGCAUCAGUGGGGAAAUAAUGGAACUGGUUCUGAUGAAAUACCAGGGCAGGAACUGGAACGGCCAUUUCCGUGUUUGUGACUCACUGCCCGAAUUCUUCCUGGUGUGUUUUUCUUCUGAUUCCACCGAGGUGAUGACCUUGGACCUGUCUGUCCACGUCCGGCGGCUGGGCAGUCGUGUGGUUCUGUCUGUCUUCAGUCCCUACUGGCUGAUCAAUAAAACGUCCCGAGUUCUCCAGUACCGCUCAGAAGAUAUUCACGUGAAGCAUCCGGCUGAUUUCCGGGACAUUAUUUUAUUCUCUUUCAAGAAGAAGAACAUUUUCAGUAAAAACAAGGUACAACUAAAAAUUUCAACUAGUGCCUGGUCUAAUAGUUUCUCCUUGGACACAGUGGGAAGUUAUGGGUGUGUCAAAUGUCCUGCCAACAAUAUGGAAUUCCUGGUUGGUGUUAGUAUCAAAAUGAGCAGUUUCAAUCUUACUCGAGUGGUUACCCUGACUCCCUUUUGUACUAUUGCAAACAAAUCAUCUUUAGAACUCGAAGUUGGUGAAAUUGCACCUGAUGGCUCUAUACCAACAAAUAAGUGGAACUACAUUGCUUCUUCAGAGUGCCUUCCAUUUUGGCCGGAAAACUUGUCAGGCAAACUUUGUGUAAGAGUGGUGGGUUGUGAAGGAUCCUCCAGACCAUUUUUUUAUAACAGACAGGACAAUGGCACUUUAUUGAAUCUAGAAGAUCUGAAUGGGGGUAUAUUGGUGGAUGUAAACAUUGCUGAACAUUCAACUGUCAUAACCUUUUCUGACUACCAUGAGGGAUCGGCACCUGCUCUAAUCAUGAACCACACACCGUGGGACAUCCUCACCUACAAGCAGAGUGGGUCACGGGAAGAAAUGGUUUUGCUACCAAGACAAGCUCGACUUUUUGCCUGGGAAGAUCCAACUGGCACCAGAAAACUGUCAUGGAAAUAUGCGGAGAACAACGGGGAGCAUGACCUGCUGAAGGAUGAAUGUGGGCAGUUUCCAUAUGAUGCAAACAUCCAAGUACACUGGGUGUCCUUCCUCGACGGGCGCCAGAGAGUCCUGCUGUUCACGGACGAUGUUGCCUUGGUGUCCAAGGCCCUGCAGGCAGAAGAAAUGGAGCAGGCCGAUCAUGAACUCACCCUUUCCCUCCACAGCCUUGGGCUUUCACUAGUCAACAAUGAAAAUAAGCAGGAAGUUUCAUACAUUGGGAUAACCAGUUCUGGUGUUGUUUGGGAGAUGAAACCAAAACAGAAAUGGAAGCCUUUUAAUCAAAAGCAGAUAAUGUUGUUGGAACAAUCUUACAAGAAAUACCAAGCAUCAAGUGGCCAGGGCUGGAUUAAAUUAGACAGCAACUUUGAGGUCAAUUUUGAUAAAGUUCCGAUGGAAAUGCGCCUCCCAAUUCAGUGCCCUAUAAGGCGAGAUUAUUUAUCAGGAAUUCAGAUUGAAUUUAAGCAGUCUCCUCACCAGAGAAGUUUAAGGGCCAGGUUAUAUUGGCUUCAGGUUGACAAUCAGUUACCAGGUACAAUGUUCCCUGUCAUAUUCCAUCCUGUGGCCCCUCCGAAAUCAAUUGCUAUGGAUUCAGAGCCUAAGCCUUUUAUUGAUGUAAGCAUCAUCACAAGAUUCAAUGAGUACAGUAAAGUCCUACAAUUCAAAUAUUUUAUGGUUCUCAUUCAGGAAAUGGCCUUAAAAGUUGACCAGGCAUUUCUAGGAGCUAUUAUUGCAUUGUUUACCCCAACAACAGACCCUGAUGCUGAAAAAAAAAGGACGAAGUUAAUCCAGCAAGAUAUCGAUGCUCUAAACACAGAAUUAAUGGAGACAUCUAUGACUGACAUGUCAAUUCUUAGUUUCUUUGAACAUUUCCAUAUUUCUCCUGUCAAGUUGCAUUUGAGUCUUUCUUUGGGUUCUGGAGGUGAAGAGUCAGACAAAGAGAAAGAAGAAAUGAUUGCAAUUCAUUCCAUCAACUUGCUCUUGAAAAGUAUCGGCGCGACUCUUACAGAUGUGGACGACCUUAUAUUCAAACUUGCUUAUUAUGAAAUUCGCUAUCAGUUUUACAAUAGAGAUCAGCUUUUGUGGAGUGUUGUCAGACAUUACAGCGAACAGUUCUUGAAACAGAUGUAUGUCCUUGUGUUGGGCUUAGAUGUGCUCGGAAACCCAUUUGGAUUAAUCAGAGGUCUAUCUGAAGGUGUCGAAGCUUUGUUCUAUGAACCCUUCCAGGGUGCUGUUCAGGGCCCUGAAGAAUUUGCUGAGGGUUUAGUGAUUGGAGUAAGAAGUCUUUUUGGACACACUGUAGGGGGCGCCGCGGGAGUCGUGUCUCGCAUCACUGGCUCUGUUGGAAAAGGACUGGCGGCAAUUACAAUGGACAAGGAGUAUCAGCAGAAGAGAAGAGAAGAGAUGGGUCGGCAGCCUAAGGAUUUCGGAGACAGCCUGGCCAGAGGAGGGAAGGGUCUCCUGCGCGGGGUUGUUGGUGGAGUGACUGGAAUAAUAACAAAGCCAGUGGAAGGUGCCAAAAAGGAAGGAGCUGCAGGAUUCUUUAAAGGGAUUGGGAAGGGACUGGUGGGUGCAGUGGCACGGCCGACCGGCGGGAUCAUAGAUAUGGCCAGCAGCACCUUCCAGGGGAUUCAGAGGGCAGCAGAAUCCACUGAGGAAGUGUCCAGCCUCCGCCCGCCUCGCCUGAUCCAUGAGGAUGGCAUCAUUCGUCCCUACGACCGGCAGGAAUCUGAGGGCUAUGAUUUAUUUGAGCAAGAACUGGAAAUUCAGGAGUAAAUGUUUCCUAUACUACUUGGUUUCAUCCUUUAUAAUCAAAACAAACUGUGGUAUUAAUUGACUGUCCUUGAUUUAUUUAGAUUGAAAAUCCAUUUUGAUGAAGUUUUCUUUACAAUUCUUAUCCCUUCUUUAACUUUUUAUCUUAAAUGACUUGACUGUAAAGAAAAAUGGGGAUAUGCCUGGUAAUACUGUGUAGGAAUAAGAGAGAAAUAUGAAAUGUUAGAGACAUAGUAAAUCAGUUCUCUUCUCCAUUUAGUGAGUAAAAGACUAUUGAGUUCCUAAGCAGAUACUUUUAUUCUCAUUUUGAAGAAUGUUAUCUUUUCUUAAUUCAUGUGCAUUAUAGGUAAAUUUGGGACAAAAUGAUAAUUAUUGUUCUUUUCACUAUGUGCAUUCUACAAGUAUUGUAAUGUUUGCAAGUCCUGAUGAUGUAUAUAACUAUGUUUCACAAAUCACCCUCAGUUUACUUAUAUUAUAGAACUAUUAAUUGUACAUAUAUUCCAACAAUUGAAAUAUCAAUUUUAGUUAAGGGCAUCUACUUAGAGCUAAAGUAAGAGUUGGCUAAUGAGUUGUGAGCAUAUUUUCCUUUAAUCUAUUUUUCCUUUCUCUUUUUUUCAACUCUCAGUUGCUAGGUAAAUGGCAGUAAUUUUAUAACUAUGCCAAUAUAUGCCUCAGUCUUUAGUAUUAAUACUUUUAUUUUUUGUGAGGCAAGAUAGCUUUCUAUUGAAACUUAUUUAGCAAGGUGUGAGGGGAGAAAAAGGAGAAGUGUGUACUCAAGAGAGAACACGGGCUUCUCCAGAGGGGAAAAGCAAAGAUACAUAGAGACAAGUAAGGGAGAUUCUUUCUUGAAGAGAACACAGAUCUGAAGAGCAAGUCCAGUGUUAAUGCUUUUUAAAACUGGAAUCUUCUUGAUCAGAAAGCUAGUAACAGGGUAAAGGGCUUAUCUUUAGCACAGCCAGUCCUGAUUCAAUUUUUGGCACCUUCUAUUGUUCCUUGAGCACCUCCAAAAGUGAUACCUGAACCUAGGGCCCGGGGUAAACCCUGAACACUGCCAGGUAUGGCCCAAAAAUCAAACAAAAAUUGGAUCUCCUUGCAGGAUUUGUGGUAGUUGAAUCUACAGAUAUUUGAUUUUAAAAUUUUUUGUCUUUUAAAUUCUUAGAGAAUUUAUUAUUUUAAUAAGUACAAAAAUAAUUAUAAACUAUAAUUGAAAUUAGUAUUCCAUAACUAGCUUUCAUAAUUGUUUUGACCUUUGACAUAAAUGAUAGAAAUGUGUAAUUAGAUAUAACAGUAUCUUAGUAACUUUCUUGCUUCUUCUCCAAGCCAAAAUCAAAAUUUAAACUUAGAUUUAGUUAUUGUACAUUUCAGAGCAUGAAAUCAUUAAUGUACAGUUGCUCAGUUAGAUUGUGUGUUUCUUAAAACUAUAGAUAUCAGUAAAAGUUAAUUGAAUGCUUCGUGCUUUAAAACAAACAAAAGAACGACAUUCAAAGACCAACUUCAGUUUGUAGCUGACGAACUUUUCUUGUGCCUAGAUAAUUGAGGGUUGGCAAAAAAUGUCACCGCGUGUAGAGUUCCCUAUGGGAAUCAAGCACAAUAUCUAAUUCAAGAUGCUGUCUUAAAUCGUCACUAAUAAUUACCCUUCCUUCUUAGGUAAAAGCAACAGUUUUUUAAAAUUUUCCUGGAUAUAUUGCAAUUUUAGCGAGACAUUUGAGAAAGCAUUUUACUUGUAAAUUCUUUUUCUUUAUUCAUUGUUGACUUUAUUUUUUAACUCUGUAUGUUACUAACUUUUCCUUUGACUUCCUUUUCACAACUGCACAUCAGAAGCAAAGACUUACACUUUUUAUUAUUUUAGCUAAAUAUAAUCAUCUUGUCCUGAUUUAUUUUGUUAAGAGCAACUUUUUAAACUUAAAUAUUUUAUAUUAGUUACUGAAAAACUGAAGGUCUGUACUUUAACGAGAGGAUGUGGUGAAUUUUCUUUUCUUAAGUGACAAGGGUAUGCGCUGAAAAUUAAGAAGUUUAGAAUUUUUAUCUUUUAUUUAUCUUGCUGUAAUCAGUGCUGGAUAUGCGAAAUAAAUAAGGUCUUUGUCUUUAAGGGACUAAGCAUAUAUAGCAAAAUGUGUAAAUAUUCAGUGAAGAGUGCGAGAGCUUAAAUUUUGUCUUGCUAGAUUUUGAAAUGUGGAUAUACUUCAAAUAAUUUAUUUCUGAAUAUUUUUAUUUACUCCAUUUUAUUUUUCUCCUGAAUAUUGUUUUAUGUUUUGAAUACUUAGUUGUGGAAGUUGCUGAAUCAUAUACUAGAUUUUCAUAAGACAUACUUCUCUGAGAUCCUCUGUCCUCUUGGGAAAAUUAGGUUGCAUAUACAUUUAAAUAUAUUUAUACACAUACAUAGAAUAUGUAUUUAUACACACACAUAUAUAUUUUGACCGUUAUGUUUGACCGUUCCCUUUUCUUGCACGGUGAUGUUGCUUUUUCUCUCAUUUACUAACCAUAAUAAAUGCAUUAUACACAUUUCUUUUUUAUAUCUUGUAUUAUUUUGUUAGAGUUUACUUGGAAAAUUGAGCGUUUUUUGCUAAACACUAAAUUCUUUAAGUUGCAUUUUGGGAAGGGUAGUUGAAUAUUUUAUCAACUAAUUUACUUUGCUGCUGACAUCAGUGAAUGAAUAUCUUAAUCUAAGCCUCAGAACAGAGUGAAUAUUUAAGGAUUUUGUUAAUGUGAGAUAGUAAUAAUAUAUCUUUAAAGACUCCAGUUGUUUAAAGCACAAUAGCCUAAAGGCUAAUGAAGAUGCACACAAGUCGGAAAGUGGGUACUAUAUAUCAUACUUGUAUAUUGCAUCUCAAAACUAAAUGUUUUUAUGUAUUUAAAUUUCAAAGCUGAAAAUAAAGGUACUAAAUUUUAUGUAAAUUUCUCAUUUGGGGGCCGGAGAAAUGGUAUGGCACGUAAGGCGCCUGCCUUGCAGGUGGUCUCCUUGGAAUCUCGUUUGUCUCCCUGAGCUCUGCCAAGAGCAGUCCUUGAGCACGGAACCAGGAACAAGUGCUAAGCACAGUUAGAUGUGACCCAAAUGCAAACAAAUAAAAUUCCUAUUUUCUCUUAAAAAAAAAAAAUGAAGGCGUAAGG
Sorex araneus (European shrew) is the source of this 14051-nucleotide messenger RNA. It is a transcript of the gene VPS13C, whose product is annotated as vacuolar protein sorting 13 homolog C. Bases 75 to 10946 code for a protein of 3623 amino acids. NCBI's taxonomy places the organism in Eukaryota, Metazoa, Chordata, Mammalia, Eulipotyphla, Soricidae. The transcript has 82 exons. The record is from RefSeq and is a predicted model, not a curated record. Gene Ontology annotation, biological process: protein targeting to vacuole; protein retention in Golgi apparatus; mitochondrion organization. Gene Ontology annotation, cellular component: extrinsic component of membrane.